AUGGCCACCACCACAGCCACCUCCACCACCACCACGGCCACCUCCUCCUCCAUAACAAUGUCCGCCAAUACCAAAAUCCCAGCAAGAACCGUAAGGCGAACCGCCCAAGACGAGGCAGCAGACCUCCAAACAUUCGAGGAGAACCGCCUCCGAGCGCCCUACGACGAGUGGCCAAACGAAGCAGGCUUUGACGGCCUCACCGAAGAACGCGGCCCCAUUGAGCUCCACGUCCAAGGCCAGAUCCCCGUCUGGGCCGCCGGCGCCCUCUACCGAACCGGCCCGGGCAGCUGCAAGAUCAAAGACACCCCCAAGGGCACCUACUACGUCUCCCACUGGUUCGACGGCUUCGCCCAGACGCACAAGUUUGACAUCCUCCCCCCCGACGCCCCCGGCGGCCGCACCCGCGUGCUCUACUCCUCCCGACGGCAGUCCGACGACCUCGUCGCCUCCAUCAAGGCCGCAGGCCACCAGAACCGCUACACCUUUGGCCAAAAAGCCGACCCCUGCGUCGGCCUGUUUGGCAAGUUCAUGGGCGUCUUUGCCCGCGGCACCGCCCCCAACAUCUGCGUCGCCGUCAAUGCAAACAUCCCCGGCCUCGACGCAAAAGAUCAAGGCCCCGCCGGUCCCGGCCACCGCAACGCCGUCCGCAGCCUCUGGCUCUCGACCGACUCGAGCCCGCUCAUGGAAAUCGACCCGGCCACCCUCGAGCCCAUCGGCCUCGCCAAGCAGGAGAAACUCCACCCGUCCCUCUCGGGCCCCAUGUCCUGCGCCCACGCCCAGCGCGACCCCGUCACGGGCGACUUGUACAACUUCAACCUCGCCUUCGCCAUGACGCCAACCUACCGCGUCUUCCGCACCAGCUUCGCGACGGGCGAGACGGACAUCCUCGCCACCAUUGCCGGACCGGACGCGAAACCGGCCUACAUUCACAGCUUCUUCCUGACAGAGUCCUUUGUCGUGCUCUGCAUCCCCUCGUCCCACCUCGGCUACAGAGGCCUCUCGGUCCCCUGGGAACGCAACAUCCUCGACGCCAUCGUGCCGUUUGGCCAGGCCAACACGUGCAAGUGGUACUUUAUCGACCGCCGCCACGGACACGGCGUCGUCGCCUCCUUUGACACCCCCGCAGGCUUCUUCUUCCACACCACAAACGCCUUUGAGGAGCCGGCGGCCGACGUCACCGGCACCGGCACCGGCACCAGCACCGGCACCAGCACCACCCCCAACGAGGAGGCCCUCGACGUCUACUGCGAGAUCGCAGGCUACCAGAACCUCAACAUCCUCUACAACCUCUACUACGACGUCCUCCUCAACCGCAACGCCGCCGCCCAAACAUUCUGGACAGACGACAACAAGCGCUACAAGAACAGCUACGCAACCCUCCAACGCUUCCGCUUCAGGAUCCCCAAGCCCUCACCGGCAACCACAUCGGCGCCCAAACCAAAGACGACGACAUCCCCACCACCCGAACUCGUCGUCUCGAUCCCGGCCCCGCACGCAGGCGAACUCCCCACAAUCAACCCCGCCCACCUCACCAAACGCCACCGCUACGUCUACAGCCUCGCGGACCGCGGCCUCAGCACCCUCCUCGACACAAUCGUCAAGACGGACGCCGACACCGCCGAGGCCCUCCUGUGGGAGUGUCCCACCGCCCACACCCCCGGCGAGCCAAUCUUUGUUCCCCGGCCGCCUCCCUCUUCGUCUUCCUCUGCUUCGUCCGCUGGUGACGGCGACGGCGGCAGCAGCGGGACCGGGGAAGAAAUGGCCGAAGACGACGGCGUCAUCCUCAGCGUCGUGCUCGACGGCACCGCGCAGACGAGUUACCUGCUCUGCCUCGACGCCAGAACCAUGACGGAGCUCGGCAGGGCCGAGUGCGGGUUUGCCGUCGGGAUCGGGUUCCACGGCAUCCAUGCUCCUUCGGGGCCCGGCGCGGAGUGA
Colletotrichum orchidophilum is the source of this 1935-nucleotide messenger RNA. RefSeq names its product carotenoid cleavage dioxygenase 1. Gene Ontology annotation, biological process: carotene catabolic process. The coding region runs from base 1 to 1935 and encodes 644 amino acids. Gene Ontology annotation, molecular function: carotenoid dioxygenase activity. The record is from RefSeq and is a predicted model, not a curated record. The transcript is spliced from 2 exons. Lineage: Eukaryota; Fungi; Ascomycota; Sordariomycetes; Glomerellales; Glomerellaceae.